AUGUACGACUAUGCGCUUGUCCACGCCAUCUACACCAUCCCCCUAGCAAUCACCCUGACCGUAAUCCUGGGCCCCCUGUUCACGCGGCGAGAUGUGUACAAAAUCUGCUUUUUGCAGGUCAUAGCAGUUUCGUACACUAUUCCAUGGGAUUCAUACCUCAUUAGAACCAAGGUUUGGACGUAUCCUGCAGAUGUCAUUCUAGGGCCGAAGCUUUUGGAUAUCCCGGCGGAAGAAGUCUUCUUCUUCGUGAUCCAGACUUAUAUUACAACAUGUCUGCAAAUAAUACUCAGCAAAUCAGUCCUCACAGCGAUCUAUCUACGCAAUGAGGCGGAUCCCGAGAACCCAUCUGGCAAAUCCCUGAUACCAUGGAAACGUGCUGGUCAAGUCAUCUUCACGUUGGCCUCAAUAGUACCUAUCCUCCUACGAGGUGGUAAUGCUGAGGGCACCUAUAUGAGAUUGAUCCUUGCCUGGGCCGCUCCCGUCUUGUUGAUGCUCUGGACCUUUGCCUACCAGCUGCUCAUACUGUUGCCUUGGACGAAGACCUGGUUACCAAUCGCCCUGCCAACACUGUAUCUCUGGAUCGUCGACACCCUUGCUCUGCGUAGGGGCACUUGGAGCAUAGAACUGGGAACCAAACUCGGCAUUCAUGUCUGGCCACAUCUUGAAAUCGAGGAGGCGGUCUUCUUUCUGAUCACCAAUAUCCUUGUCGUCUGGGGCUCGGUUUCUUUUGAUAAUGCCUUCGCCAUCCUGGACGCCUUCCCACAAUAUUUCCCCGUCGUUCCAGGCACACCGUCGCCGUUGUUGUUACUGAAAGCGUUGUUCCUGCCGACCUCCAAGUAUGACAGCAACCGUCUGCGUGGUCUGCAAAAUUCCCUGACGGUGCUUGCGAGGAAAAGUCGGUCAUUCUAUCUCGCCUCAGGCGUCUUUUCUGGUCGCCUGAGAAUCGAUCUCAUCCUGCUGUACGCGUUCUGCAGAGUGGCAGAUGAUCUGAUCGACGACGCACCUUCUGCGGAGGAGGCAGACAGAUGGGUGAAACACUUCUCAAAUUUCCUCGACACUGUUUACUCUCCAAAGAGUGACCCAAUCCGACUUCAGCAUGCCUUGUCUCCUUUCCCACCAAAGGCACAGACCAUUCUGAUGCUGCUGCCUUCUGAUAAGUUACCCUCGGAACCACUCUACUCGCUGUUGGACGGUUUCCGGAUAGACCAGGAAUUCUUCGCCAAGGAUGCCAACGAGAAUCCGCCGAUAAAGACAUUCGCUGACCUUGAGCGAUAUGCCACAUGUGUUGCGGCGACCAUCGGGGAGUUGUGCCUCAACUUGGUCUACCAACACAACCCUGAUCAUGGUGUCAAUCCAGAAACGAGACAGAAAUGUCUGGCGGCCGGAGCACGAAUGGGACGAGCACUACAAUAUGUCAACAUUGUGCGAGAUGUUCAAACUGACGCUGAAGUUGGAAGAUGUUACAUUCCCCACGACUGGUUCGCCAAAUCGUCAGCGUCCUCGCCCAAUGCUCAAAAGCAAGAGACCUUGAUCCAUCGAAAAGAAAUACUGGACACAGCGUUCAGGAUAUACGCCGACAACCGUGACGCCAUUGAAGAGCUCCCGUCCUACGCGCGAAGUGGCAUUCGGGUCGCGGUCGAAAGUUAUAUGGAGAUUGGGAGGAUCUUGCGGUAUCGCAUACAGCAUGGCCAACCCCUGGACUUCGCCGGCAGUGGGAAGAAGGGAAGGGCAAGUGUCCCCAAAUCCAAAAGAAUCUGGGUAGGAUGGAGGACAAUGGCAGGAUGGAGAGGCUCAGCCUGA
Exophiala xenobiotica is the source of this 1800-nucleotide messenger RNA. RefSeq lists its product as uncharacterized. The record is from RefSeq and is a predicted model, not a curated record. The coding region runs from base 1 to 1800 and encodes 599 amino acids. Gene Ontology annotation, molecular function: intramolecular lyase activity; geranylgeranyl diphosphate synthase activity. The transcript is spliced from 5 exons. NCBI's taxonomy places the organism in Eukaryota, Fungi, Ascomycota, Eurotiomycetes, Chaetothyriales, Herpotrichiellaceae. Gene Ontology annotation, biological process: biosynthetic process.